AUGCGGUCAGAAAUCUUGAUAUUGGCGGCUGUCGGUGUCGUUCACGGCCUUCCAGCAGCAGAAGAGCUCAACCGUCGACUUAAUAACGGUCUUGGCAAGACACCAGUCCUAGGCUGGAACAGCUGGAAUCAAGGAGGUUGCAGUGCCGCCAGCGCAUCCGUAGCUCUCAAAACCGCCAACGCAUUCAUCAGUCUCGGACUCAAGGAUGCAGGCUACACCUACAUCAACAUCGACGACUGCUGGACCACCAAAUCGCGCGAUAGCUCUGGGAAUCUUGUCCCAGACCCAAGUAAAUUCCCUCAAGGCAUGAAAUCACUGGCCGAUCAGAUCCACGGUCUCGGGCUGAAGCUCGGAUUGUACGGAGAUGCGGGGACGCAGACAUGUGGUGGAUAUCCGGGGAGUCAAGGCCACGAGGUGCAAGAUGCGAAGUUGCUGGCGAGUUGGGGCGUGGAUUACUGGAAACAUGAUAAUUGUUAUACGCCGUGUAAGGAUGGGUCUGUACAGACGUGUGGGAAUCCUACCGCGAGCACGCAGACUUGGUAUCCGAAGAUGCGAGAUGCAUUGUUAGGCUCUGGACGACCAAUCUUUUUCUCAAUGUGCAAUUGGGGAAGGGAUAAUGUUUGGACGUGGGGUGCGGCGACGGGGAAUAGUUGGAGGAUGAGCGUUGAUAAUUGGGGUGGAUGGGCGGAUGUCGUGAGGAUUGCGAGUCAAGCUGCGCCGAUUGCUUCGUACUCUGCUCCUUAUGGUUUCAAUGACUUGGAUAUGAUGAUCAUUGGAAAUGGAAAACUCACCGCUGCUGAAGAGCGAACCCAUUUCGCUAUAUGGGCAAUUUCUAAAUCACCUAUUCUCAUGGGUACAGACAUGACGAAAUUAUCAACAGAACGUCUGAACCUAAUCAAGAACAAAGGUCUCAUAGCAAUAAACCAAGACCCCCUCGGCAAAGCCGCAACCACCUUCCGCCCCUCCGGCGCCUCCGCACCCGUCUCCGGCCAACUCUACCCGUACUGGGCGGGUCCCCUCUCCGACGGCGUGGUCGUCGCUCUCGUCGCUCCCAGCGGUGCGCAGACCCUGUCUGUCAAGUUCGCAGACGUACCUGGUCUCGGAUCGGGAACGUUUGCUUGGACAGAGCUGCUCAGUGGGAAGACGGGAAGUGGAGAGUCGGUGAGUGCGAGUUUGGGGGCGCAUGAUGUUGCGGUUUAUAAGGUUGUUAAGAAGUGA
This is a messenger RNA of Glarea lozoyensis ATCC 20868, 1218 nucleotides long. RefSeq names its product (Trans)glycosidase. The transcript is spliced from 4 exons. Bases 1 to 1218 code for a protein of 405 amino acids. NCBI's taxonomy places the organism in Eukaryota, Fungi, Ascomycota, Leotiomycetes, Helotiales, Helotiaceae. Gene Ontology annotation, molecular function: hydrolase activity, hydrolyzing O-glycosyl compounds. Gene Ontology annotation, biological process: carbohydrate metabolic process. The record is from RefSeq and is a predicted model, not a curated record.